Molecule: messenger RNA, 3777 nt
Organism: Emericellopsis cladophorae
Lineage: Eukaryota; Fungi; Ascomycota; Sordariomycetes; Hypocreales; Bionectriaceae
Product: Inhibitory regulator protein-like protein
Exons: 1
Coding region: 1-3777 (1258 amino acids)
Biological process (GO): regulation of GTPase activity
Source: RefSeq, a predicted model, not a curated record
AUGGGCGAAGACAUCCAACCUCCUCCACCGCCUCGGACCGGAAGCGCCGCUGCCACUGCGGCCACCAGCAACUCGUCUGCCCUCGACUCCGGGCGUAAUGCUAUGGAGCGUGCGAGUGGGACUUCUCUUCGCGCCUCGAUGGCCUUGCCGGCGACCGAUUCUCCCAAUGGGAAGGACGUCGCCGUUCGCGCCGUGACACCCGAUAAGGACGCACUCCUUGGGACGUCUGAGGAGAGUACAUACGUGCUGCGAGGGGUCACUUCGCAGGAGACAUCGCCUCGUUCAAUACCGGGCGACAAUAGACGGAGAGGCAUGGUGUUCAACGAUUCAUUCGGAGAAGACUACGACGAGACCGAGGGCGGGAGCCCACCCUUACCGAACCGUUUGACGAGUGGAGGAGGCGUACGGCCGCGCACUCGAACAAUGGACACCGCCAUGCUCACGGGCCAGAGGGCUGCCCCGCCAGGUGCGGUAGCAGAGACCAGGCACCGGGUGGGCAGCGUGAGUUCGGGCGACGACCAGCGACAACCAGCCGGCGGUCUCGAGUCAACUGGAUUUCCAACAAUCAUGGCUGGCCGCGGUUAUGAGCCGAGCCCCACGAGCGCGAGUCCGAGCAUCACAACAACGAUUACCAAAAGCGAGAAGAAGGGCUCCAGCCGGCGAUUGAUCAAACGGCAGUCCUCACGACCGACCUCCCCGCGCGUCUCCCAUCCCCCUUCGGUCGAUUGCCUGCCGUUCACCGUACCUACCGACAGCCCUUGCAAGGUCCUUGCGCUGAUGAAGAUGCUGUGCGGUAAAAUGAAGGGCGACGUUGAGUACCAAGGCGAGAUGGGAGGGCCCUGGCAUUCGGGUGUGGCAUACAUUGAUGAGGAGAGGAGCUGCCUCAUGUUCGACUCGGGGCAGAGCGGGCCCUUUCAUAUCCCUCUGGUGGCGGAUCUGCGAGGAUGCCGAGUGCUGCCUGUGGAUUAUCCCGAUGCGAACAAACACUGCUUGGAAUUGGUGUCGUCAAAUCCCAUCAUCGAGGUGCUGAUUCACCCUUUAAUACCGGAGGAUUUUGACUUCUGGUUGGCCGCCUUGUUGACGUGGCAGCAGUUGCGGCCCAUCGCGUUAAAGCUGACAAGCCAGAGGACAGCAAGCCCCGUUAGCCCUGUGAGGCCAGAGCUCGUCAGGAGGGCUCUGUCGUCGGAAAACGCAAAACACAGCAACGCGAUCAAGGUGGGUAAUCUACUUGUCUGGGAUAAGGGCCCAGCGCAAAACGCAAGGGACAUAUUGCACCGUCCAUCCGCGAGAGGAUCACAACGCGCAGUGGCUUCCUGGCGAAGGGUGUCUGUCAUCCUGCAGGACAAUGGCGAGUUCAAGCUCAUUGCCGAGAACGACGGCACGAUCAUAGCCGUGCUGGAUAUGGCCCAGCUCUCACGGAACGCGAUACAGCAAUUAGAUCGGACGGUCCUAGACGAGGAGUACUGCAUCGCCAUUUUCCCCAUGUACGCCUCCACUGCGCGUACGUUCAGUCUCUACCGACCCGUGUACGUGGCGUUGGAUUCGCGAAUACACUUUGAAGUUCUUUUCGCUCUCCUGAGAGCUUUCGCGGUGCCGGACGUGUAUAAAGUAGACAACCCGGAAAGCACUCAAGUACAGGCUAUCGACGAUGUGGAGAAGGUUUACAAGGGCGAGGUGUUUCGUGUCGAGAAGACGAUCCUGGUCAGAGUCACCGAAGCCAAAAUGAAACCGCCAUCUUCACCGGCCAAUGCUGCGACCAUGGAGAAGGCUAUUAAAGCAGAAGCAUCAGACCCCACAGGAAACUACCUGGCAGAGGUGAUUCUAGAUGGUGAGGUCAGGGCAAGAACGACAACAAAGAUGGCGACUAAGAAGCCAUUCUGGAGAGAGGACUGCGAGUUCACCGAUCUGCCCUCCUCCAUGCCUCGGUUGUCAGUGGUGUUGAAACGGGUGGAGGAUGGGCCUUCAACGCCAGGGCCGUCCCCUAUCUCAGCCCACCAGAAGGCAGCCGGCCAGGUCGAGACCAUUGUCGGCACAGUUGAGCUCCCUCUGGUUGCCACAACAGCCGGCAUCCGCGAGCACGAGGAUUGGCUGCCGAUAUUAGAUGAGAACGACGAACCGAUCGGGACCAUGCUCAUCAAGGUUGUCCACGAGGAGCACAUUGUGCUGCUAGCCAGAGAGUACCAGGCCCUUGCGGACAUGCUGCAUAACCUCAAUUCGGGGAUCACGACGCUGAUCUCGACGGCUCUUCCGGGGCAACUGCGUCGGCUGGCCGAGUUGUUUCUGAAUAUCUUUCAGGUCUCUGGUAUAGCGAGCGAGUGGCUCAUGGCACUGGUCGAAGAUGAGAUUGACGGCAUCGGCAAUCAGUCGACACUGAAAAAGUAUCGCUUCAACAACCGUCUGAAAUCCAACGAGUCUGCCGAUUCGGCACCGGAUCGCGAGCUCAUGGUGCGAGACAUGAGCAAGUCCCUGGCUGGCGAGGCCAACCUGCUAUUUCGCGGGAAUACAUUGCUCACCCAAGCACUGGAGCUGCACAUGCGGCGACUGGGCAAGGAGUUUCUCGUGGAGACGUUGCGAGACAAGAUCUUUGAGAUCAACGAGCUGGAUCCUGAUUGCGAGGUGGACCCGAGCAAGAUCUCGAAAGAGAAUGGUGAACUGGAGCCUCAUUGGAACAAGCUCAUUGACCUGACCACCAGCGUAUGGCACUGCAUUGCUGCGUCAGCCGGGAAGCUCAACCCCGAACUAAGGAGUAUCCUCAAGUACGUUCGUGCGGUGGCCGAGGACCGCUACGGGGAUUUCAUGCGGCCGGUCGCCUAUACUGCCGUUUCCGGCUUCCUCUUCCUACGCUUCAUCUGCCCUGCCAUCUUAUCGCCGAAACUAUUCGGCUUGUUGCGCGACCACCCCAGGCCGCGGGCGCAGAGGACGUUUACACUCAUUGCCAAGGCACUGCAGAAACUGGCCAACCUGUCAACAUUCGGCAAGCGCGAGGAAUGGAUGGAGCCUAUGAACCGCUUCCUCAGCGCUCAGCGCAAUGUGUUUAGGGUUUACAUCGACCGGGUGUGCGAUCUGCCCGCCGACAGGUCAACGCGCACGUUGCAUGCAAGUUACAGCACGCCGAUCACGAUCCUGAGCCGACUCAGCCCGACGGCGCGCGAGGGUUUCCCCAGCAUGCCUUUCCUCAUUGACCAGUCACGCAACUACGCGAGCCUUGUCAAGCUAUGGGUCGACCUAAAGCCGACGGACGGGGCGAAGCUGCCGAUUGAAGGCGACCUGCUCAUCUUCAGCGAAUUGUGCACGGCUCUGCAGCAGCGGGCCGACGCCUGCCUCGCGCGCCACGAGGCUCUGACCCAGGUGGACCCGUCGACGACGACCACGUUUGCCGCCGACGAGCUCGCCGAUUUGCUCGAGCAAGCCUCCCUGAUCGAAUCGCAGAGCUACUCGUACUCCGCGUGGGGCAACGAGCACUCGGCAGCUGAUCUGCUGUAUCCGCCCGGCUCGUCAGGUAGCGAGGCACCCGAUGACGCGCAGCCCAGGAUAGGGAAGCGCAAGAGCAAGGACGUGAAACGGGGCCGCGGAGCACACGAUUCCAGCGGCAAGGGAAACAGCCUGCGCCACGGCAGCGGUACUGCCAGGGCGAAAAAUGGCAAGAUUGGGCGGACGAUUCUGGGCGGUAUCAUGAGGAUCGGUGGGCGAGCGGAGAGCCCCGACGCGAAGGAGAAGGACAAAGACAAAGACAAAGACAAAGAUAAAGACAAGGACAAGGACAAGGACAAGAGGUGA